UUUGGAUCCUAUAUCUGGGGAGCAGCACCACAAGAAGCGAGAUCACGAUUGAAAAUGGGCGUUGUUAAUCCUCCAGCCGAUCCUGCAAGUGUUGUACAAGCGCUCGUAUGCACUCUCCUGGGUGUUUUCGAUUCCACAAGAGACUUGUACCAUACUUUGACGACUAAGGAGCAGAGGGACUAUGAGCAGAACCUGCGAGCCAAAGGGUACCCUGUGUCGAGGAGGGCCGAGUACGUGAAUGAUGAACGACUGGGCAACGAUGAAGCUUUUGCCACGGAUAAAGCGGCAGUCACAAGACAGUUUGAUAUUGGAUACCAGGCACUAGGCGCUGAAUUUGCCAUGGGCGAUGUCACUGUGCAUGCGGCCCUGCAGGCACAGAUCAUUACUCUCCAAAAUGUCCUAGUGACUACGUUCCUCUACGGACCCACAUCGAACGAUCCUGUUGCACAUCAACUGGCCAAUAUGAAUGCGGCAUCGAGAGUAGCUGCUGCAACAGCGAUUGAGAUCUUGGCCACGUACCAAGAGCGUCUACUAGAUGAACGACCACCUACCCCACGGUCGCUCCACUCUUUCACAGCUCGCUCAAGCCCAUCCCAUGCGCCAUCUCAUGCGCCAUCUCAUGCACCAAGCCAUGCACCGUCCCACCAUUCUUCAUAUGCGCCAUCUCAUACGCCAUCCCGCGCCACAUCUGGCGUGCGAUCUCGCGCGCAAUCUCAAUCCCAAGCACCUUCUCGUGCCUUACUACCUCCGCCCAGUGGCGCAGGUAGCUCGACAUCUACAGCACUUAUGAAGUACCAGGAGCCAUCAUCGCGGAAUACCCAAUUGAGAAGUAUUAGCCCGGUCAAUACUACUGUUCUGGAAUGGCGGAGCAAUCUUCAGUCAGAAAAUGCGUACACAGAAAACACCUCAAUGUCGGGGCGAAGCUCUUACGCCACAGAGCCAGCAGCCAACAACUUAUACUGCGCAUAUGCCUACGACCUCCAGCGUAACCCUACGCAACCCCUAUCCAACAACAUCCUGUCCGAACGCGACCCAUACUGUCCGCAUUGCCAAGGUGGACUGCACCUUUCACCCGGCAAAGCAUGGGAGAUAUGCAAAUGGGCCGGUGACACCGAACGUACCUUUCAAGUCCAAAAUCGCUUCGUGGUCAAAUGUCACCGUGACGGGCCUGACGGCCAAUACUGUUGCGUCAUUUGCUCAAAGUACGCAGAGUCAGACACCAUCUGUGGCGAUGUCAAGGCACUAGUCAAACACCUUUCUGAUGACCACGAAGUCCGCGAGCUCAAGCAUGAAGAGGACAUCGUCGAGGUCAUUGAGAAGCCAGAUAACAGGCGGGAUAGUGGUAUUAGUAGGCAUGGCUCUAUGAGGGGUAGUCGUAGUCGUAGGAGUGCUAGUGUGGCGUCUGCGAGGAGACGAAGAAGUUUAGGUGGAGGGUACGAAAGGGAGAUUGACAUUUUUGACAUGAGGUCUAGUAGGCGAUAAAUUGGCAUUGCGGUCUGAUUUUGGAGGUCAAAACAUAGGCUCAAUGGACGGACGGACGGGCGCUGCGAUUGCAUGUUGUUUUGGGUCUAAGAUAUAUACGUAUUUCCCUCAUACCAUUAGCAGUAGAAACAUGUACAAAUACAUCAUCAUUCA
Messenger RNA from Pyrenophora tritici-repentis Pt-1C-BFP, 1635 nucleotides. RefSeq lists its product as uncharacterized. Lineage: Eukaryota; Fungi; Ascomycota; Dothideomycetes; Pleosporales; Pleosporaceae. The record is from RefSeq and is a predicted model, not a curated record.